This is a messenger RNA of Vanessa atalanta (red admiral), 8435 nucleotides long. It is a transcript of the gene Glut4EF, whose product is annotated as zinc finger protein 704. Lineage: Eukaryota; Metazoa; Arthropoda; Insecta; Lepidoptera; Nymphalidae. Gene Ontology annotation, molecular function: RNA polymerase II cis-regulatory region sequence-specific DNA binding; DNA-binding transcription factor activity. The record is from RefSeq and is a predicted model, not a curated record. Gene Ontology annotation, biological process: regulation of transcription by RNA polymerase II. Gene Ontology annotation, cellular component: nucleus. Bases 403 to 1731 code for a protein of 442 amino acids. The transcript has 8 exons.
CCGCUCGCCGGCCGGCCGGUGUCGCGCCGCACGCACGCCAGUUCUUGUUUGAACCGUGUCUAUUAAGGUCGUCCGCAGCAAGCUUGCGCGCAAAGUUUACUGCCGCGAAAGGGUUUUCCUUUGUCCCGAUCUUCGAGGACCUUGCCUUCGUAUUAUGUUUCCGCGCGAGAACCGCGAUCAGCCUCGGCUUAUUGAGGAGCCGAACCUACUUGAAAGUACGGUAUCGAACCGAAAUUCUCGUGGUUCCCCAAAAUUUUGUGACGGAUACCCCGCGAAACGUGUGCGUCGAGCGAUUUGAAAAUUUUGAGUGAACUUGUGACAGAAAGAAGUGUGAACUACGGAAUAAUAUUAAAUACCUCUGUUGUAUAUUUUUUUAAAGAGGCUAAUUGAACUCUAGGCAUCAUGUCAACCGGCAAACGCUUAGCGAAGCGCUCUAUCAUAGGGACCCGCGUUGCGGCUCUCAGUGACGAUGGACUUUAUUACUCGGGUAUGAUCCAGGCUGUGAAAACGCCGGCAGCAUUUCCGGAAAACAACAAUUGUAUCAACUUGACUCCAAACACCCGUUACACGGUGCGGUUUGAUGGGGGCAAAAUGAUUCGCGAGUACCGCGAUGCGGAGCUCAUAGGACCCGGAUUUCGUGGAUUGGCCGGAGUUCGUUUGAAACCCGGUCAGCGUGUAUUCCUCACGUACAACGGUCGCGAGGUCCGAGCCGACGUGUUAGAGCACGAUCACGACACCGACGAGCUUCGAGUUCAAAUUCACGUACCAGCCGCUGAAGUGCCCAUAGAACUAAGAAAAAGAUUGGAAGAGAUAAGAUUACUAGAGUCUCGGAAGUCAGCAAGGCUUGCUGACGUGGACACAGAUUUUGCAAGACUUGCAGACAUGGCCGGCGACAGGCGCCGAGCCUCUGCCAUCAUCGAAGUGCCUGCUCAUCACAUGCAAGGGUCGCGUAAACGAGGUCCCAGUAGUUCCUGCGAUUUAGGCUUUGGAGAGAGGGAUGACCAGAUGAAUGAAUGCAAUGCGGCCCUCGUUCUGAUGUCACUCAGCUGCUCACCAAACUCACCUCGACCCAGUGCGUGGGGUGGAAGGUCAUCAGUAUCACCCGGAGCAAGCAGUAGCUCUGGUUCAUCAUGGAGGUCCGGCACCCCUUCCCCUCCACCAGUGUCUUCAUCGUUCAGUGAUGAGGGCAUCGCAAUGGAUUAUGAGGACAUUCAUCCACGCAAAAAAAGGAUCAAUAGCGUCGUAUUCGAAUGCACUUGGAGAGGUUGCGGCUAUAUCACCAACACGUGUUCUUCCAUCGAAGCGCAUAUCAGACAGACCCAUUUAGGGCCAAAGAAAGAAGGCGAAAGUGAUCAUGAGGAAGAGUUUUACUACAAUGAAGUAGCUGCACCAGCACCGCCACCCACUCUCUCCCAUAGAGACAUGUGCCGGCCGCCGCACGAAGAUCCCGACUACCAGCGACAGCUCGUCGGAUCCUACAGGCAAGGACUAUUGUCAACGAUGCAGAACGGAUCAGCGAGACCCAUUAGCAUUCCUGUAACGCAUUCCUGGUCAAGCUCACACUCACCGAAACACUUAAAGAUCUCCGGAGUCAGCAGCUCACCAGGCAGCCCUGGCCGACGUCCUCGCUCGGACAACAAAAAGUGCCGCAAGGUUUACGGUAUGGACCAACGUGACCUCUGGUGUACUCAAUGCAAAUGGAAGAAAGCGUGUACACGCUUUGGCGAUUAGCGCAUGCGCCGAUCGCUCGCCCCUACGCGUGCUAUGAUGACAAACUAACGUUUGUGUUGUGAACGGUUUCAAACGUUUCAUUACAAAAUAAGCAACAUUCACUGCCUCGGAGUCGUAUGAAGAUAUUAAGUAUUUCUCAUGGAUGAGACUAUUCCGUGUGCGGGACGUGAUGAUAUAGACUAAGCGAAGAAAAUAUAUUGAGUUUUUUAUUUAAUAUAAACUUAUACGGAGUAAAUAUAUUGUAAUGUUUAAGGGAGACAUAUUUUUUCUCGAAGAAUGUGACUCGUAUUUUGACUGCAAAAUAAAUGGACAUUGCCCACGUAUUUUUGUAGCGCGGUAGAUAUGCCUUUACUGCGACACGCAUACGAAAACUGUGUGUUGCUCUCGGUCGGAGACUGUGAAUAUUAGGUUUAAGAAUAGAGUUAAGGUUAGACUGAAAUAAUGCAUUGCAGUGUGAAAACUAUUGUUAUAACAAAAUAUUAAUUCAAAAGUUCGUCUCAUAUUUUAAUUUAAAAAUUAUCUAUUUCUACUACCACUGAUCAACUAAAAAUAUAUGUUGGACCAAAACACGAAAUAGAUUCAAUGAAAAAGUAUUUGUCUAAUGAUAAAACAAGUUACAAUAACAAAUUUCAAUACAUAUUCUUAUACCCAUUUUUUCAACUCAUUUGAAAAUGAUAGUAUUUUGUAAUAAAUAUGUAAAUUAAAACGAAUCACUUAAACACCACUUCAGAUGCGAAGCUUUUUCAUUGUUCAAAAAUAAUAUAUAAAAAUAAAAAGAUCUUGAAAACUUGGAAAUCGUGAGCUUGAGGCAAUAUUUAACACAACAUAAUCCAAAAUAAGCAAUAAUAAUUUAUCGAGGGUUUCGUAAGUGAGUUGUAAAAUAUAACAGUGUAUAUGAAGUCAGUGAAUCCGUCCACGUCUUCAAAAUUGCUUUUGUUCAGUACCGUCAGCGUAUAGUCAGAGAGUAACAAUGUUUUCACGCUGCCUUUGCUCUUACUGCGCAGCCAUGCGCCAAUACUAAGUCGACUCGGUUAAAAAGCAUUCCAGUCGCAAUAAACUUCAGUGAUGGUUAUCACUAAUUAUAUGUUUUGACUGAAUUAAUAUAUAAUAAUGAAUAAAAACAUAUAGUAAUAUGACUUAGCGCCGUAAGUUAUCUCAGAUUCGACUAAAAGACUACACAAAUUUAGAGUUAAAUUUUUAUGAACAUAUCUAUAUCGUAUACAUUGUUGGUCCUAUCCGAACAAGGAGACAAUACUCAGUGUUGCCUGAGCUGCGCGUGCGCCGCUCAUCUGCGCUGUCGCUCAUUGCCGGUGUUACGAUCUGUGAGAGCAGGUUAUGUAAAGCUACUACAUACCUAUGUGGACAGUCUAGGCUAUGACGAUUUGGAAAGUGUGUAAACGAUGGAGUGACUUCGUCACAUGAAGAUCAAGAUUGUAAUUGUCAACGCAACUAAAGAGAAACAGAACAAGAAGUUGUGAUACCUAUACAAUGUUGUAUUCUAAGUUAAAUUAUAAAUACCAACUAAAAGCAAUUACGCCCUGUAACGUGUACGCAUAUUUUAUAAAAAAAAUAUGAAAAGUGGCUAAAUCGCUGCUCUAGAGCGUGAUCGAAAAAAAUAUAUCAGACUUCAGAUCACUCGGAGUUCCAUCUCGAAGACAAAAAAUGUGAUAAAAUAAGGAAACAAGACAAGAUAAGUAAGAAAAGGCGAUUGCGAGAUGCAAUAUUAUUUGUUAAGUAUUAUUAUAUGAUUAUAUUUGUAAAUAGAUAAUUAUAUUGAGAAUUAUAUUUAAUAUAUUCUAUAAAUAAUAAGCAAUUUUCGGAUAUGUACAUAAAUUAAAGUGAUAUUGCUGUUUACUGUUACUUAAUGUGAUCGUGAAACUGAAAAUUUUGUACGAAAUAGUUAUCACUUCAUAUUGUUCUACAACAUUACAGAUCAUAAUUACUAUAAGUAUCUAUUUGUAUCGUAACGUAAACAUAAAAGCGCGGUAUUUCGAAGGCCCAUAGCAAAUAUAACCUUAAAUUCAAAUGGUGUGAAAUCUGUACCUAUAAGGACAUAAUUGCGAGAAUAGAUUCGUUUGUGCCAAUUAUCAUUAUUAGUUCAAAUGUUCAUUGUGAAGGAUUUAUUAUAUCAAUUAGGUUUCUUUAAACGCUAUUUUUCAUAAUUUUGCAGACUUCGAUCAAAGUAUUUUCUCUCGACCUUAUAUAAUAUAGACUAUUUAUAUCACAAAUCUAUUUCAUAAUAAUACCUACAGAGAUUUUUAAAUUUAAUAAAGUAUACAUAUCGCAUUGCUUUAUAAAUUCAGAUCUGAAUUAAUUGCAAAGAAUAAACUCAAAGUCACAUUUUGAGCGUAGUUUUUUCAGCAAUUCUAAUUGCAGCAGUAUAUUAGUUAUACUAUAAUAAAAUAUCAAUACUUUCGUUUAGUAAUUGAAGGUAUUUAUUUGACAAAAAAUAUAUUAACAAAUUUCGUAGCCGUUAAUCAUGGAUAAUAAAAAAUAUAUUUUUCGCCUUGGCUACAUUAUCGCUCUACUCUCGAAAACUUUAUCAGAAAUCAAUGUAACAUAAAUCUACCUGCCUAGUUUAGACCAACUAGGCAGGUAGAUGUAUGUGACUAGCUUUUAAGUCUGAUUGAUCCUGCGCCUGUACUCUUUCCGAGCGUUUCGGAUUCGGAAAGUGAAGUAGUAGAAAGUGCACUUGUUAGAUGCUAAUUUGCGCAAAUACUUAUGCCUCAGUAUGUCAUGUGCAAUAGCCGAUGUGUGUCAUUGGCAAUCAUCAUCAAAAGACCCUUUUAAAGAAAACCUGUGUCCAACACAAAUACGUUAAAACUAGAUACGAAUCAUCGACUACUUGCGCAAAACCGUCCUUGUCAAUAAUCCAGAACUUAAAUCGUAUAAGGUAUUAUUUCUAUUUACCAUUAAACUAUGCCAUAACGACAAACAAGCGACAGCUCAGCUCAGACGUGCUCUACCAUUUACUAAUUUAGAAAUCGGUGUUGGACAAUAUGUUAAAUCGCCAAAAUAAUUCAUUUUGCAUAAUUCCUCUUUUCUUGCCAUCCCAAACUUCAAAAUCAUAAAGUAAAAACGUAAUACGUAUAACUAAAUAGUAUUUUUUAACACUGUUUGGCUUUCCUUGGAUAGUAACAUAUAUAUAAACGAGGUGUACCUGCAUAUAUUACCAAAUACAUAUAUUAUGUAUAAUAGUAAUUUUCAUUGCAAUAAUGGUUGUGAUAAUAAAUCAUGUAAAUGUCGUUGUUAGCAAUGACAUCAGAAUUUUAAUUUGACGCAACGAAACUCCGCGCUCAUGAAACCAAAUGAUCACUUUAGAAUAAGGCAACAACUCAGCUAGCGAUUUGACAACUGCCAUAUUGUAAGGAUUUAGCUGUAAUUGCGUUUUAGGUGUAAUAAUAAUAGUUGUAAAUGAUAUUUUAAGUUGAAGUCAUAAUGUAGUAUUUAAUAAUUUUAAGUACAAUGAAAUUGCAUUACCUACAAAGAGGUAAAUUCAUUUUACUGAUACUAAAUUUAAACAAAAUAAUCAAGAAUUUACCAAAUUACGCCUUUCUUAGAAAUUUAUCUGUUCCUGUAUUUGUUUUUCUCGAUUAAUAUCAAUAUACUUUUAACAUUGGAAAAUCUGCGGACGAUCCAACCUUGAUCUUUUCCACUCAAUACGUAUAUGAGAACACUAUAUUGAAUCUAAUUUACUUUCCUUUUUCGAAUACAAAUGAUGCUCGGCAUAACUUAUAGAGCGGCUACACUAGAUUUAAAAGAAAUACACACUCGAGGGAUUUUCAUUUUUCAUAAUAAUAGUAGUCCAAUCUCCCACAUUUAUCAAAAAAUAAUUUGACGAUUAACUUUUCUAAAUCCCUAUACCAAGUGGUGCUUGAUAUACUUGCUUGGUUAUUUAAAAUGCAGAUCUCAAUUUAUUUUGAAGCUAUUAGAUUUAUGUACAUACAAUAUAUAUUAGUUCUAUUUUUUUCUAAAUAAAUAAAAAAGUAUUUUUAAUUAAUUUAGAUAAAGACAAUUUUAUUUUUUUUCUAAGCUAUAUGUAAAUAAAUUUACGUACCUAUUAAUUUAUUUAGCCAAAAUUUUGCUCAAUAUUGUAUACACUCAACACCAAAGUCAUAAUAAUAAAAAAUACUUAUACUAUCACGUCAGUACAAAGAACGCAUAAUUACACCGAAAUAUUAACUUGUUUCGAUACUUCACGUCAUGUGCUAACAAUAAUAAUUUGUUUUGUAUAUGGAAAAACAUGAUACACGCUAUUACAUUAAUCUAGUAAAAAAGUAGGGGUUAUAAUAUUAAGUAAAUAGAUUUUUCAUCACAGAAAGCGGCAUUCAAAUUCCUACACUGUCAACUCGUACGUCAGUGUUGGGGUGACGAGCCCUAGUCCCAUCUAAGUCUAUGUUUCGUAAUGUUUUUCCUUUGAACUGGAUUGCGUGUUAAUGGUUUUUUAUUAUAUAAAAGAGUGUAUUUAAAUUAUUUCUAAGUAAUUUAAUUUUGUUUACGAUGUGCUAAGAAGUAUAUUUAUCACUAUAUUUUGCAUCCGUCUAUAUUAAACACUUUAAAUUUAAGUUAUAGAUAAUAUUAUUUUAUUACAGCCCCAUAUUGUACUUAGUGAAUUACCUUUUUAUGAAAUACAAAAUAAGUUGUUUUAUUACAAAUUUGCUAUAAAUUUCGAUAUCGUUUGAUCCAUAUAAGUUUAUAUAAUAUGGACUAGCUAUUUCAGAAUAUUGCGAUCUUGAACUUAAAAGUUUGCAUUGACUUUUAAAACAUUUAUCCAUUUAUUUUAUAUUUCACGUUUUGUAAUCUUUUAAGCCAUCGGUAAAUAAUCUCAAGUUUAUAGAAUGGUUUAUCUCUUCAAUUUACAAUGUAAAUAUUGAGUGUACUGAAUACCAUCGGUUACGCUGAAUAUAUUCUUGUCCUUAUCAGUGUUCGAACGUACCUUUAUAUCGACGGGAGUAGGUUUAGCAAUAUAAUUCGCCAUUUUAGAAUAGCUUAUUGACUUACAUUGUAUUAAUAGAAAGUGUGGAUAAACUAUUUAUGGUACCGGUCUCAAUUAAUUGUGUUUUAACUGUAUACCGAAAUUAUUAUGAUAAUAAAACCUAAUUAGGUUAUAUGGGUUGCAUAUUAUAUAGAAUAAUGGCAAUAUUAUUUCGUUAUACCCUUUGCUAUAAAUAUGUAGUUAUUUUAUAUGAUUAAGUUCUAAUUAUAAUUCAAACUUACAUGUAUGUGUAUGUUUAAAUAUUAAAAAUGCUUAUGUAUAUUUCAAAAACACCAAUAAAUAAUAUUUUAUGUGGGCAAUAAAAUUUUACGAAAAUAUGUCUCCUGAAAAGUUCAUACUUUAAGCACUUUCUGUAAAAAAAUGUAUUUUGGACAUGAGGACCAUACGCAUUAGUUAAUUUAACGACAGACCAUACUACUGGUAAAAUGUUUCUAUAAAACUAUGAUUACUACUGUUUCUUAACACUAAGACUAUGCGAUGGUGUUCUGCCAUUCCAGCAUGAUACUAAAGGGAUCUAUUUGUUUUACAUUUGUAUAUCAAUGUGUUUAAUUUAUUUUGAUUGCUGUUUUUUUUUCGAUCACGAGUAACUCCAGGUUUAUCAAUUAUAUUUAGUUCAAUGCCUCUGCCUUGGUGAUAUGCACAUUUCUCUCAAUGCUAGCAUAUCGUCGACACAUCGGUUUCAAGGUUACCAUUAGUUUUAAGGAUAUAAUGUUAUGAUCAAUCAAAGGGUAUUUGUUUGAGAUGUUAUACUUCGUACGGAUAUGUAGGCAUAUUUCCACGUUGUCAAUAUCACAGCAGUUUUUACCGAUACUGUCAGCUUCUAUAUCUAGAUUAAUAUAUUUUUGAUUGUUUAUCAAUUGCGCAUAUAAAUCAAUAAUACAUAAAUAUAUUUAUAAAUAUCAUGUAACACAUAAAAUUAAAGGAAAUAAGGAAAGGUAGAAACUAGCUGGCAGUUGAUCUACUGUGAUAUUAAUAAUUCUAUUUAUUAAUCUUCUAGAUUAUUAUUUAUAACUUAAUGUUGAAUGUGAGCGUGUAUAUUUACAGAGAUCGUGUUAGUUUAAGGCAAUGUUAUUUUAUACUGUACCUAAUGCGAAGGUCCAGAAUGUGUUCCAAAUUAUUGAUUUUAGAAGUAUAGAUAUUAUAUUGAAAUGUUUUUGUUAAUAAUUCUUAAUUAAAUUGUUUAUGAAGUUUCGUAUAAAUAUUGUAAUAAAAAUAAUAAGAAGCGUAAAUAUUAUGAUUGUGUACAUCACAUAUAUAAACGUUUUGUAAACUUAUCAAAUAGUGCGCUCAGAGCUCUCUAUAAAGCUAAAAUUGAUGCAAAUGUUAUUUUGUUUGGUUGUAUUGUGUAUUCCAUCUGCAUCACUUGACUGUGAGACAUUAGGUACCUACUCAUGAAAAUAAAUGUAACGCAGUUUAAAAGGAAAUUUAAUGGAAGUGCCAAUCUUCCAUGAAUAGACUAAUAUGUCUAAAUUAUUAUACCUCAAUUAAUUUUAGAAUAAAUUUAUGUCUUGAAAAAAAUAUAUAACAGUUAUUAGUACCUCUGUGGCAUUAUUUCGCAAUCCUGCAAUAAUCACUUUCCGAUAUCUUAAGAAUCUGCAAAAUUAACUUAUUCUAUAUAUUUUUCAAUAUUUAUGUACCUUAACAUAAAACUUGACGAUUACCUAAUUCUGCGAUUGAAUAUAUUGUAUGGAACAACUCUUGACCUUAU